Molecule: messenger RNA, 372 nt
Organism: Arachis stenosperma
Lineage: Eukaryota; Viridiplantae; Streptophyta; Magnoliopsida; Fabales; Fabaceae
Product: auxin-induced protein X15-like
Exons: 1
Coding region: 1-372 (123 amino acids)
Biological process (GO): response to auxin
Source: RefSeq, a predicted model, not a curated record
AUGGCUAAGUCCUACUAUCUUGGAAAGGUGAAAAGGGGUAUCUCAAACUUGGUGCAUCACAGAAGGGCUAAAUCACUAAGUUACAUUAGUGAUGAUGAUGAAGAUGUUAUUACCACUAUUACUAGUAAUAAUAAUAAUAACAAUAAUACUAGGGAAGGGUACUUAACUGUUGUUGCUGAAAAGGGUAGAGAGAAAAAGAGGUUCAGUAUUGAGUUGGAUUACCUGAAUGAUCCUGAAUUCAAGUUGCUGCUUGAUCAAGCUCAGCAAGAAUAUGGUUUCAGACAGAAGGGAGCUCUUUCUGUCCCUUGCAGGCCUCAUGAACUCCAAAAGAUUUUGGAUGGUGGCAAUGAAAGAAGGUUGAGUAGGUCAUAA